ACUAUUACAAUCUCACUAAAAACAUUUUAGGAUUCAUUCAAAGCUGUAUAUUGGUUCAGCACAAGUAGAAUUAUAUCUGUAAUUAGUCAGCUGUUGUUGUUUUUGACUUAACUGCAUUUAUUCCUUUUCCUGAACAAGGUUUCCCAAUAAUGUCAGCUGAGACAAACACCUUUGAUAGUGUGAAAGCUGUCAUUUUAUCAGCUCACAAAGGCACCACGUCACGAGAAAAGGUUACAUUCUACAACACCUGGGCAGAGAACUAUGAUACGGAUGUGGCUGUUCUGGAUUACCGCGCACCGAGCCUGGCAGCGAACAGCAUCGCUUCACAUUUCAGUGGCWCGAGGGAAGCAGCCGUGGUGUUGGACGUGGCGUGUGGGACAGGACUGGUGGCCAAACAGCUGAACAAACAUGGAUUUAAACUUUUUGUGGGUGUUGAUGGAAGUGAGGCCAUGCUGGACAAGGCUAAAGAGACUGGUUUGUACCAGGACCUGAAGCAGUCCCUGCUGGGGGAGGAUCCUCUACCUGAACAGUUUGCUGGCUCAUUUGAUGUGGCUGUGAUCGUUGGGGCUCUGAGUGUCGGUCAAGUUCCUGUUAAUGUGGUCAGAGAUCUGUUCAACGCCACCAAACCAGGUGGCUAUAUUUGCAUGACUACCAGAAGCAACCAGAACAACUUGGAGUACAAAGCUAGUCUUGACAGGGAGCUGAGGAAGAUGGAGGAAGAGGGACUCUGGACUUGUUUAGAGGUCACAGAGGUGGAGGACUGGGAGAGAGCUGUGUCAGAGCAGGAGGAUGGCUACAUAUCCGGAGUCGUGUACCUCUAUAAGAAGCUGCAACACUGAAUACAGUCGUCUAAGACAGUGGUUCCCAAAGUUGGGGUCGGGACCCACAGUGGGGUCRCGAAACAUCAAGGUGGGGUCCUGAAAAGAUU
This is a messenger RNA of Austrofundulus limnaeus, 928 nucleotides long. RefSeq names its product methyltransferase like 27 (gene mettl27). Bases 150 to 839 code for a protein of 229 amino acids. NCBI's taxonomy places the organism in Eukaryota, Metazoa, Chordata, Actinopteri, Cyprinodontiformes, Rivulidae. The record is from RefSeq and is a predicted model, not a curated record. The transcript is spliced from 5 exons.